AUGAGACCUUCCUUGAGGAAGUGCAGUGUGCUCUGUGCGAAGUGCCGAAUAUGGAGUCCCUCAUACUCGUGGACGCUGGCACGCAACGCUGUAAGAAAUGGAGUUGAAAUGCCUUUGAAGCAGAAAACCUUCAACAUUCGGGCGACAGGUCGAAGCGCGCAAGGCGACAGCGAAAGAAAUGGCGAAAACCGAAACAAAAUGAACCCAUUCAUGGGAGGGGUUUGGAGAGACGCCGCCGUCGAAUUUCCAGACAGUAAGCAAGGUAUUUUAGCUGACCAUCCGCUGGCUCCGAGCUGA
Soboliphyme baturini is the source of this 297-nucleotide messenger RNA. The record is from the annotation of a GenBank genome assembly. NCBI's taxonomy places the organism in Eukaryota, Metazoa, Nematoda, Enoplea, Dioctophymatida, Soboliphymatidae.